Molecule: messenger RNA, 2561 nt
Organism: Thalassophryne amazonica
Lineage: Eukaryota; Metazoa; Chordata; Actinopteri; Batrachoidiformes; Batrachoididae
Product: hexokinase-4-like
Exons: 11
Coding region: 287-1762 (491 amino acids)
Biological process (GO): glucose 6-phosphate metabolic process; intracellular glucose homeostasis; glycolytic process
Cellular component (GO): cytosol; mitochondrion
Molecular function (GO): mannokinase activity; fructokinase activity; D-glucose binding
Source: RefSeq, a predicted model, not a curated record
GCUACGCCCUGAAGGAUUCAGAAAUGGAUUCUGUUGUUUUUUGUUCUCUGGAUUCUCUGGAGUUUUUGUUUGUGUGUGUGUGUGUGUUUUUUUUUAUCCACUUUUAAUACUUCCGCGUUUAAUAUUGUGGGAUCGAACUUUCUUCUGCGCUGCAUCACCUGAUGUUUGCUUUAAGCUGUGACUGUGUGACAGCGUGAGUGACGAAGGUGGAGUAAAAAAAAAGGAAAAAAAAAAUCCUCGGAGGAAAAACUGCGCGCGCGACACAUUAAAGAUAAACUGUGGGAUCAUGCAGAGGCCAGAGGUCGGACCACAUGUGGAUGCAUCAGACAUGGAGGCCGUGCUUCCAGAGACACUGAAUCGCGUCCAGGACUUCCUCAAACCAUUCUUCUUGUCUCUGGAGAAGCUGGAAGACAUUUCUUCCAGGCUAAAGCAGGCCCUAAUCCAGGGCUUGGGGAAACACACUCACCACCGGGCGCCUGUCAAGAUGCUACCCACCUUUGUCAGGGCAACACCUGAUGGCACAGAGAAAGGUGACUUCCUGACGCUGGAUCUCGGUGGGACAAACUUCCGAGUACUUCAUGUCCGUUUGAUGGAGGACGAGCAGAAGGUUGUAAAGAUGGGCAGUAAGAUCUGUGCCAUCCCACAAACGAUGAUGGAGGGUCCAGGAGAAGAGCUUUUCAACCACAUUGCAACCUGUCUUGGUGAUUUCCUCGACACUCACAACCUGAGUGGGCAAACUCUUCCUCUGGGCUUCACCUUCUCCUUCCCCUGUGAGCAGAAAGAAAUCGGCAAGAGCAUCCUGCUCCGCUGGACCAAAGGCUUCAACUGCUCCGGUGUGGAAGGAAACGACGUGGUGCAAUUACUGAGAGAUGCCAUCCACCGAAAGGGGGACUUUGACAUCGGUCCGGUUGCCAUGGUGAACGACACUGUUGGUAUAAUGAUGAGCUGUGGCUACAUCGACCAGAACUGUGAGAUCGGAAUGAUCAUUGGUACAGGAACCAACGCCUGCUAUAUGGAGGAGAUACGGAACGUGAAGCGCGUGGAGGGUGAGGACGGGCGGAUGUGCAUUAACACCGAGUGGGGCGGCUUCGGAGACGACGGCUCGCUGAAAGACAUCAAGACGGAGUUUGACGUGGUGGUGGACAAAACAUCCAUCAAUCCUGGAGUCCACACGUUUGAGAAGAUGAUCAGCGGGAUGUAUAUGGGCGAGAUCGUUCGACUGCUGCUUGUGAAGCUGACGGAGCAGAAUCUGCUGUUUCAGGGACAAACGUCAAAGUGUCUGUUAACACCAGGAAGCUUCCAGACCAGUUUCAUCUCCGAGAUAGAAGAGCAGGUGGACGUGCUGAAAAACACCCAGAACAUCCUCACUAAGUUGGGUCUGAAGUGGGAUCUGUCAGACUGUCGCCUGGUGCGUUUGGUCUGUGACACUGUAUCGUCACGCGCCGCCCGCCUCUGUGCCACCGCCCUGGCAACCAUUGCCAACCGUAUCCGUACCAACCGGGGUCUGGAUCACUUAAAGACCACUGUGGGUGUGGAUGGGUCCGUCUACAGAAAACAUCCCAGCUUCAGUGCAGAGCUCCAGGAGAUGGUGCGUCUCCUUGCCCCCAACUGUGACAUCACCUUCCUCGUCUCGGAGGAUGGCAGCGGGAAGGGUGCCGCCAUGGUGACCGCUGUGACGCAGCGGAUCAGUAUGCAGUCUCACCUGUUAGAUGACAGUGAUAGUGAUGACGAGGAGGACGAGGAGCAGCAAACCACCUCUUAAUGAUGUCCACAAACCCUUUAGCUAGAAUGCACAGCACUCUGAGAAGAAAAUAUCUCAAAACGGGAAUGCAAUAUUUGGGUUGGGUUUUUGUUUGUUUUUUAACGUGGAUACAAACUACCCUGUCUAGAAGGAUAAAGUUCUUUGUGAUGUAAUAGAUGAUCAGCCAUCUGCAAGGAGAAAGUUCUUUGUGAUGUAGUUUGUAUCUUUCAGUAAUCAGUGUGGUUCCAAUUUAAUGUUUGGUGGGUGUGCUCCUUUUGCAUUUUUCCAGACCCACAGCAUCCGGACGUUUGACAGACUGAACCCUGGCGGACACAGAGCAUGUGUACCUGCCGCCGAGCCGGCGUUGUUAUACAGUGUCACAGAGUUGGUCGUCAGACUCACAAAUCAAAUAAUUCUAUGUGUAUUUCCCUCACAAUGCAAACAACAUCCUGCAAAAAUGAGCUGUCAGGUACUUUUUAAAUUUUAACUGCUGCAGUAAACUUUGUCACAACAAACAUUUCCUUCUACUGGCCAACAUGCAGUGACCUGAGUGCAUGGGGCCCAAAUCACAUGAAGCCAGGGGUGCCAAAAAGGGGAGAAUAGGGGAGAAGGAUUCUAGGGCCCCAUAAGUGACAGGGGCCCAGAGAGGCCUCUAAUACAAUUAUAAUACUAACAAAAUAAUAUGGGGUCCAAAAUCCCCUGCAUGAAGCACCACAAUUUUUCUCCAUAUUUUUUUUAUAUAUAUUAAAGCAAAAUUUUAAAAUCAUGUACAAUUUUUACACUUUUUUGUGGCCUUCCACAAAAAAAAAAAGAAAAGAAA